This is a messenger RNA of Trichobilharzia regenti, 1512 nucleotides long. Lineage: Eukaryota; Metazoa; Platyhelminthes; Trematoda; Strigeidida; Schistosomatidae. The record is from the annotation of a GenBank genome assembly.
AUGACCUGGUUAAAAUCCUAUCUACCAUAUUUUGCCAUAACAUUAGGCAGUUCAUUUCCUUUUGGAUAUCAAUCAGGAGUUAUCAAUGCACCAGCUGAAUUGAUCAAAAAUUUUAUAAAUUCUACUUUCAUUAAUAGAAUGAUGCAAUGUGACAAACAAUGCAUUAAUUUGAUUUGGUCAAUUUGUGUUACAUUUUUCGUUGUUGGUGGAUUUCUUGGUGGUUUUAUUGGUGGUAUUUUCGCGAAUAAAUUUGGUCGAAAAAAAUCACUCCUUCUAUUGUCUAUUCCAACAAUUAUUGGAUCACUUUUAAUGUUAUUUUCCAAGGCAUCCCAGUCCUUUGAAAUGAUCAUCGUUGGUAGAUUUAUAGUUGGAAUUGCGUGUGGUGCUCAUACCGUGGUUGGACCUAUGUAUCUGUCAGAAAUAGCUCCUGUAUCAUUUCGUGGAGCUGCAGGCACAUUAAAUCAACUUGUAGUUGUUUGUGCUAUUCUAUUAUCACAGGUACUUGGUCUGCCUGAAGUAAUGGGAACAGAUGAAUUAUGGCCUUAUCUACUUGCAUUAUGUAUUGUUUCCAGUAUUAUACAUAUUAUGUUAUUAUCAACUUGUCCUGAAAGUCCUACUUAUUUAUAUAUUGUUAAAGGCGAUCGUCGAAAAUCAGAAAAUGCACUUGUUUCUUUAAGAGGUGAUGACUGUGAUAUACAAUGUGAAUUGGAGAUAUUAAAAAGGGAGAUGGAGUGUUCACUAACACGUAGAGCGAAAAUUUCUGAUCUCCUACGUGUUCCAUAUUUAAGAUGGUCGCUAAUUACAGCUCUCAUACCACAUAUUGGUCAACAGUUUUCUGGUAUAAAUGGAAUUCUUUAUUACUGUGUCACUCUGUUUAUGUCGAAUGGUUUAACAGAAAAACAAGCAAGAUAUGCAAAUCUUGGUACUGGGUUUACAAUCCUAAUCGGUGCAUUAUCAUCCAUAUUUAUAAUUGAUCGUAAAGGCAGACGACCAUUACUGAUAUCCAGCAUAUCUGUUUGUCUUGUCAGCUUUUCACUUUUCACCUUAGCACUGAUUAUUAAACAGGCAACAGAAGUUAGUUGGCUUACAAUUGUAUCAAUUGGAUUGACGUAUACUUUUCUAUUCGGAUUUUCAAUAGGCUUAGGUUCUAUUCCAUGGUUUUUGGUAUCUGAAUUGUUCAUUCAAGAAAAUCGAGAUGCUGCUGUAACUAUUUCUGUCGCAACUAAUUGGAUGUGUAAUACUAUAGUAGCCUUAGUAUUUCCACAAUUGAUUACACAUGUUGGUAUAUACGCUUUUAUACCAUUUAUAGUGGUUCUGAUAGCUGUCCUGAUAUUUAUUGUACGCUAUUUACCCGAAACAAAAGGCAGAACUCCAGAUACUAUUCAAGCCUUCUUUAUGCAUGCUUGUAGCAGUCGUAUAAUUGAUGAAGCCUACGAAAAUUCUUCAUUCACUGAUACUACACAAGCUGCAAUACAAGAAGACAGACAGACGCAGAUUAGUUUAAUAACCUAG